AUGUCAGAUUGGUUGAAUUUCUUGGGUUGGACAUUUCUUCCAAAUUUAGCGACAAGCUUCAUUCAAACUUUUUGUUACAAGAUUGCACACUGCGUUGGAGUUAAAUAUCCAAAACCCGGGCAACCAAGACAUGCCACACAUUAUAGAUGGAUAUACACUUUUGUUGUAUUAGCAUACUUAGUGUACACGAUCGUAAAUGUUAUUUAUUCCAUACAACCGAAUUACUAUGCUGCGCUUAAUAUAGAUCAAGACUUUUCUGCCAAAGAAAUUAAGAAUAACUUCCGGAAGCUACAAUUAUUAUUUCACCCCGAUAAAAAUCAGGAUGAAGCAGCUCUGGCAAAUUUUAUAGCAUUGCGAGUAGCCUAUGAAACUUUGAUGGAUCCUACAAAACGGUUUGCGUAUGACAGGUUUGGACCAGAAAUCGAGAAUUGUAACAAUUGUUUAACCAUUCGUGAUUACCUUGCGCAUGGUUGGUCUUCCUUCAUUGGAUUUUAUCUAGGAGUUGGCCUAGUACUUUUCAUCCUUAACAUAUUAGGAAAGGGUCAAUUCGGACGUUUCUGGAGAUUUGUGGUUUUUUUUGGCGUGGCCUGUAUUGAAUCUUUGAUAAUUUUACACCCCGACACACUUGCCAUCAUUCCCUUUGGCUUAUCGCGUUGGGUUAUUUUCGAACAGGUUACUAUUCUUCGACAACUUUUUAUAACCGUAUUCAUUGCCAUAUCGCAAGUAGGCCCGGUGUUAUUCCCUGCCGAAUCGAUAGAUGAGCGUUAUCUCCUUAGGGAACUCGAAUCCCUUAGCAACGCCGCUAUAGAAGAUUCUAAAAGUAUGCUCAGGGCAAGCUUUCAGCCUUUCCGGGAAGAUCCUGCAGCGCAGGUUGAGUUGAGGAGGAAAAUGGAGGAAUUAGUUAUCGAUAAUUUUUUAUGCCAGAAUGAUCCAGAAUUUAAUCAAGUAUAUCAACGAGUAAUUGUUAAUUGUAAGAAAACCAACUGA
Messenger RNA from Acaulospora morrowiae, 987 nucleotides. Lineage: Eukaryota; Fungi; Glomeromycota; Glomeromycetes; Diversisporales; Acaulosporaceae. The record is from the annotation of a GenBank genome assembly.